Molecule: messenger RNA, 4236 nt
Organism: Lentinula edodes (shiitake mushroom)
Lineage: Eukaryota; Fungi; Basidiomycota; Agaricomycetes; Agaricales; Omphalotaceae
Exons: 7
Coding region: 1-4236 (1411 amino acids)
Biological process (GO): fatty acid biosynthetic process
Molecular function (GO): 3-oxoacyl-[acyl-carrier-protein] synthase activity; fatty acid synthase activity
Source: RefSeq, a predicted model, not a curated record
AUGCAUUCCCCACUUGCCCCGUGUAUUGUUGGCCUAUCCUGCCGUCUUCCAGGGGAUAUCACGGAUUUUCAGUCUGCUUGGAAUCUAUUUGCAGAUGGGAAAAAAAGUGCAAACUCCUCCAAAGCUCCAGACACCCGAUUGGAAUCUUUCCAGACUGCACCAUCAAUGCGUGGAGGGUGGAUCGGCAAGGAGGGUGUCGAAUUUUUUGAUGCAGAUUUUUUCAACAUUCCUUCAAGGGAGGCGCCAAACUUGAGGCCCAAUAUUCGCUUGGGACUGGAAUUAACACAUGAAGCAUUGGAAAAUGCUGGAAUUGCACCAUCCACUCUUCGCGGUGAAAGUAUUGCAGUCUGCAUUGGGAUGGGGACUGAAGAUGGGUGGGAUAUCAAACAGUGGGGCAAUCAUGCAUCCACUGCCUUCAACUCACAAUGGGCAGCCAACAGCGACCCCAGUGGUGUAUCUGGCCAUAUAUCCCGCUUCUUUGAUUUCCACGGGCCAUGUAGCAAUGUAUCUUCUGCAUGUUCAAGUGGAGCAUUUGCAUUAAGAGAUGGGAUCCAUGCGAUAACUGCUGAAGGAGCAGAAGCAGCUGUUGUUGGUGCUAUUACCACUCAUUUCACUCCUGCCCCAUUCGCAUGGGCCGCAGAUACUGGUGUUCUAUCUCCAACUGGAAAGUCAGCAGCAUUUUCUGCCGAAUCAGAUGGAUACUCUCCUUCUGAAGGGGCAGUUUUCUUUAUUGUCAAAACUCUGCAAACUGCUCUACGAGACAAUAAUGUGAUAUAUGCUGUCAUAAACUCUCUGGUUACUGGACAUAAUGGACACACCAGAACAUUGAUCACACCCAAUGCAGCAGCUCAGAUAAAAGUUCUGCAACAGGCCCUGCAUCUGGCAGGAUGUACGGCUGAUGAUAUAACAUUCAUUGAAGCCCAUGGAACGGGAACACCAAUUGGUGAUGCCAUUGAGGUGGAAGCCCUUCAUGAAGUUUAUAGUCAAAGGAAAAAGCCUGUCUUUUUAUCUUCAUCCAAGACUGUUCUUGGCCACUGCCAUGCAGCAGCAGCAUUUGCGGGUGUUCUCAAAGUUUUAAGCUGUUUUGAGAAUAAAUAUAUUCCACCUCAUCACUACAGAGCGAGGCCCAAUGUUCUAGCAGGUGACAUCAUUAUCCCUCAGACUUUGAAACCAAUUCAUAGUUCAAGAAUAAUGGCACAAGUCAAUACUUUCGGAUUUACAGGUUCAAUUGCAACAAUGAUUAUUGAGAACUUCACUCCACAAUGCCCUGCUCAGCUAAAAAGGAAUCAUCCACGCUAUCUUCUUCCUUUUUCUGCUAAAACUUCAGCUGCGCUACAAAGCAGAAUCUCUCAAACUAUGUCCUGGGCACUGGCCACAGGGUGUAGUUUAUAUGACUUGGCAGCUAUCCUAAGCCUAUGCCGUGACCAUCACCAAUCAUAUCGUCAAUCAUAUCUGGUCCAAAGUCAGAAUGAUCUCGAGGUGUUAAAGGAGCAAUCAUUGACAUCCCCUCCAAUGGUAUCUGCAGCAUUUACUUUAUCGGAGCACUCUGCAUCAGCACUGCUGAAUGUCGAAAACAUUGCUGAACCUGGACUGAAAUCUUAUCUAUCUCUCCCAUCGACAUGCCAGAAAUAUGAAUGCGGAAAUAUCUUAGAUAUUGCUGCACAUUUAUACAACAAAGGCCAUGUUUUACAAUUCAAUGUCAUUUACAACAAAAAUGAUAUUGAUACUGCCCUACUCAAAACAUUUCCUUUGUACCCAUUUACCCGCCAGCUUUGUUGGCCCUCCAACCACAUGAUAUCCGCACAGGGUCCUGCGACAUCUUUACUAGCUGUUGAAGACAGGCAAACAAAACUCAGCCAGGUUCAAUUUGAGGCCCUUCUGGAGAGUUAUACAAGGCCCUUGGCUGAUUUUGAGCCAAAGGUUGAAAAAUGCCAUUCACCACCCAGAAGAUUCCUCGUGACUGGUGCAAAUGGUAUGAUUGGCUCGCGGCUGCUAGAGAAACUAUUAGAGUCCCAAACAUGCAUAGUUUAUUGCAUCAUACGCGGGGAGGCUUGGAUUCGGUUAAAAGCUGCAUUUGUUAAAUUCAAACUCAACACCCAGAUUUUAACUGAUUCAUACAACUCACAGUCACUCCAUGUGAUGUCAACAUCAGACCUUUGUGGAGUUCAUUUUGGCCUAUCUGGAGCAGAAUACAACAUCCUAUUGGAUAAUGUGGAUAAUAUUGUUCAUGCCGCUUGGCUGGUUAACUUCAAUGCUGCUUUGGACGAAUUCUUUCCAUUCAUAGAUUGUACUAGAAAUAUUGUGCGGUUUUGCCUCUCAUCCAGAAACAUGGUUCGAAUUCACUUCAUUGGUUCAUAUGCCAGUACAUUUAAUUAUCCAGCCAACUUUGUCCCAGAGCAAGCCCUGGAACCAAACUUGUCCUAUUCUUUGAUGCAGGGUUAUGCAAUAUCAAAGUUUUUGGCAGAACAUAUGUUGAUUGCACUACAAAAAUUGUAUCCCGUUUUCGCAUUGUGUGUAAUUCGUGUUGGCCAGAUUUGCGGUGAUACUGCAACAGGGUAUUGGCCCCGACAUGAAAUGAUGCCCAUGAUUAUUUCGUCAGCCCAAAGAUUGCGUGCUGUUCCUCGUGACCUCCCUGAUGUCACAUGGGUUCCUUCAGAUAUAUGUAGCCAUGCUUUAUGGGAAGCAGUGACUAGCAUUGACCUUCCACAUUUCCACGUUCUGCAUAUUGCAAACCCCCAUCCCAUUCCCUGGGCAACUCUUGCAUUGGACAUUUUCAAAAUUCUUGCAGUAAAUGAUUUUGCUCUUCUGCCUUGGAAAGAGUAUGUCAAGUCCAUACAAAACCAAGAUGCUUCAACCCCAGUCUCGGCACUACUGCCAUAUUUCAUAAAUGCUUUGCAGGCUGGAGGCAUGCCCACCCACUAUUCAUCUCUGGCUGUUACAAAGACUAUGCAUAGUCUUCCAUCCAUUGGUUCUUCUCAACCACCCAACAUUUCAUUCCUAAAUUUACUGGUGAAAGAGUUGGUUGGUCAGGAUGAUCAAAAGGUGUCUGAACCUGCACUGUUAGGCAGACCUGUGGUUUUCCUCUUUGGUCCAUGGUCUGCAAAAUCUGGGGGGCUACAUUCAACAAUCACCCAAGAACAAAUUGAAGGACGUCUAACAGGUAUGGCAAAAUUCGUUUCUUCCAAUAUUAAUGUGGAAGUACUUAAUGAAGGGUCACCUUUGAAGCAUCAACUCAGGGCACUAUCUAUCCAGCUGGCUGGUGUAGAGCACUUGAGUUCUCAGAAUGUCCAUCCUUCUGCAGUGAUAGGAUACUGUUUCGGAGAAUAUGCGGCAGCAAUUGCAGCUGGAAUUUUAUCCGAGUCAAUGGUUGUGGAAAUCCUGGUGCAUCGAGCAUCAGUUGUGCAGCAUAUCAAUGGCGCAAUGCUUACUGUGUUCGCAGAUAUUGCACUGGUGAGGAAGAAUUUGAGUAGAAUGAAGUCUGCUCCAGCUAUUGCUAUUCAAGCUGGGCCUCGACUUAUAAUCCUUUCAGGAAGUGCUGAUGGUAUUGAUGCUGCCAGAGACUUGUUCCACCACCAGAACAUCAAAACCCUCCUCAUUGAGAGAGUAAUACCAUUCCACUCAGAGCUGAUAGAAUCAUCUCUGUCUACUCUGAAACUCCCUAAAGUUACUCCCAAGCUCAGCUCAAAAAUUGCUUAUAUCUCUGGAAUGUUGGGAAGUAUAAUCCCUGGCCAGCUCUUGACAGAAAGCUAUUGGCACCGCCACAUGCGUAGCUUCAUUAAUUUUCAUGAGGCUAUGAAUUUGGCACAUGACAAGUACAAGGGUCAUACUUUUCUUGAUUUUGGUCCGGGGAAAACUUUGUCAAAAAUCAUUGGAAGGUAUGAUUGGAGUGACUUUCCACUACACCCUGUCACACAACUGCCCUCUUUGAUUCACCCAACAAUAGUUGCCCAAAAACACCUGCAGGUACUUGCACCAGAGUCCUUUGAGCCAUCACCAACUUUAGUAGAUGUUAUGCUGGAGCUCUUGCAUACCAUACAUGGCCACCAGAAGGCUGAUAACCUUCUCCACCAUUCCUUUUAUUCACUUGGUCUUCAAUCCUUGGAUUAUACCAAGCUUUCAGACCAAUUCUACAUGAGAACUGGGGUCCAGCUUCCACUUAGCGCUUUCAUCUCAGAUGUAUCCAUUGAUGAAAUUCUCAAUGUCACAUUGAAGCAAAAUCAAGUGGUCAGGCCAUGA